ACCAGGCGACACGUCAGUAAAUACACCCCAGACGUCAUCAGCGUGCGACUAGCUUCCUGUGACAGGAAAGAAGAAGGAAAGAUGGCUGCAAGGUUACUGCUCCGCUCGGCUGUUAGAGCCGCGACAACCUGCCGGGCGGCCCCGGUCCCGGCUCUGACCCGCGGCAUGGCGGCUGGAGGGAUCCCCACUGACGAGGAGCAGGCCACCGGCCUGGAGAAAGCCAUCAUGAAGGCCAUGAAGGAGGGAGCGGACCCCUACAGCAUGAUGAAGCCUAAAGAGUACGCUGGCUCCAAGGCCGAUCCUCACCUCGUUCCCUCCAUCACCAACAAGAGGAUUGUGGGAUGCGUCUGUGAAGAGGACAACACGGCCGUGGUUUGGUUCUGGCUCCACCAGGGCGAUGCCCAGCGCUGCCCGUCCUGUGGCUCCCACUACAAACUGGUGGCCCACCAACUCCCCCACUAACUCCCACACACCUCUGUUACUAGACACAUAUGUCACUAGAGACGUAUGUUACUAGAGACGUAUGUUGUUAUAUAGACAUGUAUCACGCAGCUGAAAUAUUCCUCUUAGCUUCAGAACGGGGAGAAGAAAGAUCAGACAGUCUCCAGGAAGUUUAUUUAUCCUGGAAACAUUUUUUCCUGGAGUUGUGAGCCGUCGUCUGAUUGGUCUCUGACUCGUUCUGUGUAGAAAUGUUCCGAUACCAUUCUUUCCUUCCCGAUACGGCCGAUACCGAGCACCGAUGUGAUAACCACUGUGUCAUAUUUUAUGUUUUAACAGCUGUAUGCUA
Sander lucioperca (pikeperch) is the source of this 787-nucleotide messenger RNA. Its product is annotated as cytochrome c oxidase subunit 5B, mitochondrial-like. The transcript has 4 exons. The coding region runs from base 82 to 462 and encodes 126 amino acids. The record is from RefSeq and is a predicted model, not a curated record. Gene Ontology annotation, cellular component: mitochondrial envelope. Lineage: Eukaryota; Metazoa; Chordata; Actinopteri; Perciformes; Percidae. Gene Ontology annotation, biological process: mitochondrial electron transport, cytochrome c to oxygen.